AUGUUCAGAACUGUUAGGCCCUCUAGAGUGAGCAAUAUACACCAACAAAUAAGGUGUCAAUCAACUUUACCUCCCUCAAUAAAAUCGUUAUUUAAAAAUCCACCGGACAUUGACUCAAAAUUAACAAUCAAUGGGUACAUCAAAUCUAUUCGUCAAUUGAAAAAAAUCGCAUUCCUUGAUCUUUCAGAUGGUAGUCAUCAUGAUAACCUUCUGUGUGUUUUAUCGCCUGAUCAAAUCAAUGGUUUAAAAACAGGACAAUCUAUUCAAUUAACCGGAUCUUGGAUCAAAUCUAAAGGUAAAGAACAAGCUUAUGAAUUUAAAAUCUUAUCUGGUUUAGAUAAUGUCAAGCUAAUUGGUGAUGUCAGAGAAGAUUUUCCGCUACAAAAGAAGGCACACACGCUGCAAUAUCUAAGGACUUUGAAUACAUUACGCUGGAGAACAUCAUAUCUAUCUUCAAUUCUAAGAUUUAGAUCAUUUGUUGAUACAAAACUUCAUGAAUUUUUCCAAAAAGAAAACUUUUUCAAAACAAACCCACCUAUUAUAACAGGCUCUGAUUGUGAAGGAGCUGGUGAACUUUUCCAAAUUGAAUCCAAAAGUGUUUUAGAUGACUCAAAAGAUCAAAGUCCAUUUUUUGGCAAAAAUGCAUAUUUGACUGUUUCUACACAGUUACACUUGGAAGUUAUGAGUGCUGCUUUAGGUAAUGUUUGGACCUUGUCACCAAUUUUUAGAGCUGAAGCUAGUGAUACAAAUAGACAUUUAAGUGAGUUUUGGAUGUUGGAAGGUGAAAUGCCAUAUGUGGAAGAUGUUCAUCAAAUAACAAGAUUUACUGAAAAAAUGAUAAAACACGUUGUUAAAGAACUGGUCAAUGAUGCUGACCAAGCUGGAACAAACUUGAUUAAAGGUAAUAAAUAUUCAGAGGAAGCUGGUUCCAAAUCUAUGACCCUACAAGAAAAAUGGAACCUUUUAUAUGAGAAUGAAUGGGCCUCCAUAACGUACAAAGAAUCAUUAGAGAUCUUGAGAGCUUCCGGAAAGGAAUUCAAACAUCUGGUCAAGUAUGAAGAUGGACUAGCCACUGAACAUGAAAAAUGGUUAGCUGGUGAAUAUUUCAAAUCACCAGUUUUUGUCACUGAUUAUCCUAAAGAAAUGAAACCAUUUUAUAUGAAGGAAAAUCCAGAUGGUGAAACAGUUGCAUGUUUUGACUUAUUGGUCCCUGAAGUUGGUGAAAUUAUAGGUGGAUCCUUAAGAGAACACGACUUGGAAAAGCUAACUUCUACUAUAAAUGAAAGAAAUAUGAAGAUUGAUGAAUUAAAGUGGUAUUUAUCAUUGAGAGAAAAUUCUACCGCACCUCAUGGUGGGUUUGGUUUAGGAUUUGAAAGAUUAAUUUGUUAUUUAGCUAAUGUGGAGAAUGUGAGAGACGUUGUUCCGUUCCCUAGAAGUCAUGAAGAGUGUUCUUCUUGA
This is a messenger RNA of Hansenula ciferrii, 1458 nucleotides long. It is a transcript of the gene SLM5, whose product is annotated as asparagine--tRNA ligase SLM5. Gene Ontology annotation, biological process: asparaginyl-tRNA aminoacylation. Gene Ontology annotation, molecular function: asparagine-tRNA ligase activity; nucleic acid binding; ATP binding. Gene Ontology annotation, cellular component: mitochondrion. The transcript has a single exon. NCBI's taxonomy places the organism in Eukaryota, Fungi, Ascomycota, Saccharomycetes, Phaffomycetales, Wickerhamomycetaceae. The coding region runs from base 1 to 1458 and encodes 485 amino acids. The record is from RefSeq and is a predicted model, not a curated record.